Molecule: messenger RNA, 5050 nt
Organism: Wallemia mellicola CBS 633.66
Lineage: Eukaryota; Fungi; Basidiomycota; Wallemiomycetes; Wallemiales; Wallemiaceae
Exons: 6
Source: RefSeq, a predicted model, not a curated record
CUAGAAUGUCCGAUAUCGAUAGAGAUGGACAGGAUAUUCGACCAGAAGAGGCUGCAGUACUCGAGCAGCUCGAGAUAAUGUCGAAUCAAUCAUCAUCACAACCAUACGUUCCCCACGUCCUUUCAGUUAUAGGAGAAGAAACUGAGCCGGGGACAUCCAGCCAAAGUAAUAGCAAUAGCAGGAGUAGAUCGUCUUCCACGAACGACGUCUUCAAAUCUUUCCCUGAUUUUAAGAGUUUAGAUGAAGCAGACACCACCAGUUCACAUUCUAGUAAGGGUCAUCCAGCUUCCACUAAGCCUCCCUCAAGUUUGCAGCACGUCCCCACUAUAUCAAGUAUGAGCAGCCGUUCGAGUGCACAAGCAAGCUCUAUACCGACUAUUCCUUCGCAAUAUUCCUCAAGACAACCACCAGCUUUAGAAACACCGGCGUUUAGCAACUCCCCAUUCCCGAACAUGGCAUUUGAUCAGCAAUCGACCCACUCGAGGAGCAAUUCAGCUUCGGAAAACACUAGCAGAGCCGGCAACCUUAUUGCUUUCUUUGAGAACAGCAAAGAGAAGGAAAAGGAGCAGGAGAAGGAGAGAGACACCUAUAGUUCUCCCGUUAUUAGCAAGGUUAUACAGACGAAGCGGCCUAUAAACCUCAACCGAAACAAGGACGAGCAGAUGCCACAAAAGCCUGUACAACAGCCGAACAUUCCUAGUCUACCUUCACCUACUCGUCUCGAAAGUCUUACGGACGGAUGGGAGACUAUGAUCAGUUCAACCAACACGACGGACCUUUCGACACCAUUGACUUCUCACAAAACUCCAAUGACUUCUCAGCGACCUUCUUCACCAAUCGAUUUGUCUAGCUUUGACGACAUCACUGAACAAAUCGCGCGUGCUGGCACACUUUGGUACUUACACGUACACGAUGGUACUCCUUACCGCUGGGUGCGUGCUAGAGCUGCGCUCCUCCCAACCACACUCAAGCUUUCUUUCUUGCCUUCACCUGACCUUCCUAAUUCAAGACUUCAGCGCCAAAUUGUUACCUUGGAUCUCAACCACUGUUCUGAAGUACGCUCAAUAGCAAGUCCUUCAAACCCAGCAUCGCACAAGAUGGAUCUGGGUUUGGUCGCAGCUAGAGAACAAGGAGGUUUGGAAGGUGUCCUCAAUCCGUUUGUCUUGGUAUAUCAAGAUGGUUGGGAGAGACUAGCCACUGAUAGUGCCAGAGAGCGUGUUCAAUGGGUGGGCGCAUUCUGGGAUGUCAUCAGACCAAUACAAACACCUCAAACGCGAAUGCUACAAAGAGAGCCAUCAAAUGCCUCAGGCUCAUCUGCCACGUCUCGGAAUUCACCAUUGCUACAACCAGGUCAGACAACACUUACAGGUACACCUAUCGUUCGCAGACCAGUAUCACCAUCUAAUUCAAAUGCUGGUUCUGUUUCUGCAUUCAACGUCCGCUCAGAAGACUUUGGUGCACCAGAGCCAACCGCCAGUGACUCCGAGCAACACUCGAACAGUAUGAGAAGCAGAUCGACCAAAUCCAAGAAGAGAGAAAGUCUAGAUGAUAUGUCAAUUGGUAUGAUUGCUACUGCAUCAACAUCCGACACAGUACGUGGAUUAGGUAUCUUGUCAGAUACGAGGGAUGGUAGUGCCAAUGACAGUGAAGCCGAUGAUAUUAUUUUCCCUCCUUCAGUUUCUGUGAGAGCGCACAGAAGAGGAGGACGUAGACGGCGAUCAGGAAGAUCAUCUGAUAGCAGCUCAACAUCAAGCACGACAACCACGAAGUCUACCAGCAAGAAGAGUGAGUCGAAGAGCUAUGGUACGAGUACGGAGAGGAUGUUGAAAUCACCCAAACUUGGUCAGCUUGCUGAAGACGCUGACGAGGAGGAUGAAGGGCAGACCAGGUCGGCCGUCAGUAGCUUGGAGAAAGACAAUGAGAGCACACCUUCACCUCAGCAGCCAGAAAUUGCAACAACGCCUAAAACUCAGUCAGCUAGAUCUCACUCUCAGUCACGUUCACGCACCCAUUCGAUGCGGUCAAUUCAAAAGACACCAGAAAUGUCAGCCCAAACUCAGAACACAAAUGAUGUCAUGCGUUCAAUCCCUUCUUCAUCUUCUUCGUCACGCAGUUUGAGAGAGAUCGAUGAAAACGGAACGUCAACUAAUGAGUUGAUGAGAUCGCUAUCAAGGAGAUCAUCCAAACCAUCAACUAUGAAGAAGGCCGAAAGUUUGUCCUCUUCACGUAAGUCAUUGGCGCAAAUAGCAGAUGAGCUUGGUGACAGUCCAGAAGAUCAAGAAUUAAAAGAUGCGUUAUCGGAUUUGAUUAACAAGAGCAAGCAGGGAACGCCUGAGCAGGGUGGAACACCAUCAGCUUCCAGCGUUUCAUUGAGCAGGAGGAGUGGAAUGAAGCGCAAUGGUAGCAACGCGUCCUCAAAUCGCUCGUCGAUGUUGAGGAGCAAGGAUAAGUCAAUGUCGACAGAAUUCCUCACUGCACAGACACAUCCUCAAUCUCAAUCGAAUCAAGUCACUAGCACCGCUUCACAAGCCCCACUUACGACUCACAAUUCAACUGCACCUACAAGUACAGCUUCACAGGCACCGAUAACCACACGCCAUUCAACUGUCCCAUCAACACAUACCAAUAGCUCACCAUCUGCACCUCUUCCAACCAACAACACUGAAGUGAGCGAGCGCAAGCCUUCUUCAUUAUCUUCGUCUAUCAAGUCAUCCACAAAGACACCAACUAGAUCAAGGUCACAGAAGAGCGCAUCAUCGAAAGCACGCUCUGAUAUCGCCCCACCUGAGCAAGGUAGUGAAGAGAUUGUUGAAAUUGGUACGGAAUACGAUGACGAAUUUGAUAUGGAUUUGCUAGCCCCAUCGCGCACAGGCUCACCAGAUUCAAUGUGGCCUCCUUCAAGAGUUUCUUCACUCGUCAGCAGGAGCAAAGCCCCUACUACAGUAUCACGCAGUUCUACGAUAGAUUCAAGAUUAUUAGCACCUACAGUCAUUUCUGCAUCUUCAGACGGCAGUACAAUGAUGCAACUCGAGAAGAGCAGCGAUGGUCAGACAGUGACGCCAGAAAUCGUUAGCGAUAUCGAUAGGAAAUUCCUCACAGGAGAAUUGGAGAAGUUGUUCAAUUCAUUAUUAGCUAGGGAUGCAGGAAAGUCCACACAAAAUGACAACAUCCUUAACGCAAUUCAAGAUGAGUUACGCCUAUUGGCUGAAGCAAUUAGAGUCCUACCAUUCCGGAGAAGGGGUAGCGGCGACUUGUCAGUGACGACUGAAGGACAACUUACUGAUCAUCAAACUAUACCUGAUUUACCAGCUGCACCACAAGCCGAAACAUUUAGCGACAAUAAGUCAGGAGAUAUCUUACGUGAAAUCAGACAUAAAUCUAGUUCGAACUCUAUGCCACCACCAGCUCAACCAAUUGUUCAAGAUGACAAAGCGGUGCACGACUUAGAAAACAAAGUGAAUAGCCUCAUUGAUGUCUGUCGUGAUGCUCUUGAUUCGACUGGUCGCGAUAGGCGCGUUAGAGAUGAUACUGAGGAGCGUAACAAUAAGCAUAUGAUGAGAUUGGAGAAUCUUAUGAGGAGUUUAAUUCGUCAUUUCACACAUGGUGGUGCAUCAAGUAUUUCUAGCUGGCCUGAUAUGAUGUCGGAACAUCCAUUUGAUGAUGUCGAAGAAGAUGAGAUUGAUGAUGCGGCCUCUAGUUCAACAGUUACGCAAAAGCCAGCAAUCGAGCAAGUACGACCAAGUCCAGAUGAUAUGUAUCCUCACGACUCAAUCUCAAUGCGCGAUGUGAUGGGUCCACUACCAACACCGCCAAUUUUGGAUUCAAAUGAGAUAUCCGAGCCAGAAAUACCACAUAUCUCACGUCGUGAGCGCGACUUCACUUCACGUAGACGCUGGGCAAGAUCACUCUCUCCACCACCUAAAUCACUCUCGAGCGUUUCGACUGACACCGCUGAAGACGAGUACGAUGAUAUGUUGUACCCAGACAUAUACGAGCCAGGUCCACCACUCGAAGAAGGCUAUGUUGAAGAGCUUCCUCGUGAGGAGGAAACCCCACCUGCAAAGGAAACCAAGCCUACGCCAAAGAUCGCAAUGGAUGAGGGUGGUUAUCCACGCACAGCUAAAGAGUGGAACAACCAUGAGUUUAGACCACCACAAGAGCGUCUGGCGAAGCCACACGGUCCACAAUUUCCACCGGGUGGUAUGUCAAUGCGUCCGCCAAUGCCAGCUCCGCAUAUGAACAUGCCACAUCCCAUGAGACCAAACUACACAUCAUUCAGAGGAGGUUUCAGACCACCACCAAACUUCAACGGUAACGUCAGACCAGCCAUGCAAGGCUUGAGGGGCUUCCACCCACCGAUGCUUCCACCGAUGAUGGGUGGUGCGCCAAUGCGUCCAAUGAUGAGACCGGCUAUGGGCACGGGUCCAAUUCAUGGCGCCGGCCCUAUGCCAAUGAAUGGAUCUGUACCGAUGAGAAGUACUCCUAUGUUUAGGCCAUCUCCUCCAAUGAUGAAUAGCGCCCGUGGCGGUCAGUUUGGUAGAUUUGGUCCAAUGCCUCCUCCUGGUAUUCCAAUGGGUGGUAUGGGUAUCCCAUUGCGUUUCGGUUCCGAAUUCCAUCCUGGAUUCAAUGAAACUCUUUACAAUACUAGACGUGCAGGAUGGAACACAGAGGAAAUUCUGAGACAUCAAAUGGAUGCUGAUAGGUACCUUGGUGCACUCAACAAUUGGCUCGAAAAAGAAGUUUCUGCCAAGAUUAACGAGUGGGGACCUAUUCAACGUCAAAUUAAAGACAUGGAAUUGGUCUUAAGAGACGUCCGUGAUUCUGUCGCCAGUGGUGCUAGAAGCAUGCCUGAUGGCUCAAAUCGCGGUAUGGCAGAUCCAAGUGGUCAAAACCGCGGCGAAGUACCAUCUGGAGGAGAUAAAGACUCACGUGCAAUGGGAGACGCACCACAAGGCAAGGAUGGUUCAGAUAGAGCAGUGAUGUCCGAACUGGGCUCUAUAUCUCCACAUUACGGUGAUGAGAAAGCCGUACAUCCUUCAGAAACAAUGCG